CUUUUUAGGGUUGACUCCGCAGGACAUCACCGCUGCCGUGCUUUAAUUGGACCAAUCCGAGCGAUAAAUGCCUGAGGCGUCCGACGUCAUUUGGGUCUCCAUUGGAGACAACAUCAACAUUUAUCGCCGUCACCGCUACUGUAUCGCCUUCUAUUUCACCUUCCCCUUCCGUAUUCUACCCGUUUCGACGGAAGGCUCCACUAAUCAAUUCGACCUGUGGUCCGUCCUUGUUCUUAGCUUUUCAUCAAAAUGGACCCAUCAUCUUCCCAACACCCCUCUCAGGACUCCCCGAGACCGACCCAGAAUUUGUCCACCGGUUCGCGAGCGAGUCUGAGCCAUCGACCAGCCAGUCGGAAGCAAAGCUCAGACUCAACAUCCAAUAAUAAGAAUGCCCCAAUACCAGAUGAUGAGCAUGGGGCAGAUAUGCCCCUGACCAUGUCUGCUUCGGUCGUGCUAACCAGCCUACCGCGUGAUGCCCAUCAAGCGCUGGCAGAUGCCGAGGCCGUUGAUAAGGGGAAAGUUACAGUCCGCUUCCAACCUCUGGCUUCAGCGCCCAUACUGAAAAACAAGGUUUUCAAGAUCAGUGCCUCCCAGAAAUUUGAGACUGUUGUCAAGUUCCUCAGAAAGAAGUUAGAUUGCAAGGAGACGGACUCUGUUUUCUGUUAUAUUAAUAGCGUCUUUGCGCCGGGGCUGGAUGAGGGUGUCGGGGGCUUGUGGAGAUGCUUUAAGGUUGAUGAUCAGUUGAUUGUCUCCUACUCCAUGACGCCUGCGUUUGGGUGACGAGUUAUAAUGGUCCAUGCCAACUCACUGGAUUACAGAUAUAUCUAAUCCAACAAACACAAUUGAUGCAAAAGAAAGCUGACUGGUAUUGAAGCUUUUCAAAAAUUGAGCGAGAACAUAGAACAGCCAGCUGGGUUCUCCCA
Molecule: messenger RNA, 923 nt
Organism: Aspergillus pseudotamarii
Lineage: Eukaryota; Fungi; Ascomycota; Eurotiomycetes; Eurotiales; Aspergillaceae
Product: ubiquitin-like protein ATG12
Exons: 3
Coding region: 250-780 (176 amino acids)
Biological process (GO): nucleophagy; autophagosome assembly; autophagy of mitochondrion
Cellular component (GO): Atg12-Atg5-Atg16 complex; cytoplasm; phagophore assembly site membrane
Source: RefSeq, a predicted model, not a curated record